GCAAUGAAUAAUGUGACAGAAUUUAUCCUCUUGGGCCUGACUGAAAACCUGGAACUUCAGAAAGUUUCCUUUGUGGUGUUCUUAAUGGUCUAUCUGGUCACGUUGGCAGGAAACCUGCUCAUCAUGGUCACCAUCAGCACCAGUAGGACCCUGGGGUCCCCCAUGUAUUUCUUCUUGUCUUACUUAUCUCUCAUAGAUGGCUGCUGCUCUUCCUCCAUGACCCCCAAAAUGCUAGCUGACACACUCAGUGAGAAAAAAGUCAUCUCUUUCAGUGGGUGUAUGACUCAAGUCUUUGCUGAGCAUCUCUUUGGUGCUGCUGAGAUCAUCCUGCUCACAGUCAUGGCCUAUGACCGUUAUGUGGCCAUUUGCAAACCCCUGCACUACUCCACCAUCAUGAGUCAAAGGGUGUGCAACCUUCUUGUGGGAGUGGCCUGGGCUGGAGCCUUUGUCCAUGCCACCAUUCAGAUCCUCUUCACCAUCUGGCUGCCCUUCUGUGGUCCCAAUGUCAUCGAUCACUUCGUGUGUGAUUUGAAUCCCCUGUUGAAACUAGUCUGCAUGGACACUCAUACCCUCGGCCUCUUUGUGGCUGCCAACAGUGGGUUCAUCUGUUUAUUAAAUUUCCUCCUUUUGAUGGUCUCCUAUGUGGUCAUCUUGCAUUCCCUAAGGAACUAUAGCUUGGAGGGAAGGCACAAAGCUCUUUCCACCUGUGUCUCUCACAUCACCGUGGUCGUUUUAUUCUUUGUGCCAUGCAUAUUCGUAUACCUGCGCCCAGCAGUCACCUUCUCCAUUGAUAAAGCUGUGGCUGUGUUUUAUACAAUGAUAACUCCCAUGUUAAAUCCUCUAAUCUACACCCUCAGGAAUUCAGAGGUGAAAAAUGCUAUGAAGAUGUUCUGGGUCAAAAGGUGA
Molecule: messenger RNA, 906 nt
Organism: Erinaceus europaeus (western European hedgehog)
Lineage: Eukaryota; Metazoa; Chordata; Mammalia; Eulipotyphla; Erinaceidae
Product: olfactory receptor 4C12-like
Exons: 1
Coding region: 4-906 (300 amino acids)
Biological process (GO): G protein-coupled receptor signaling pathway
Cellular component (GO): membrane
Molecular function (GO): G protein-coupled receptor activity; olfactory receptor activity
Source: RefSeq, a predicted model, not a curated record